Eruca vesicaria subsp. sativa (arugula) is the source of this 518-nucleotide messenger RNA. The record is from the annotation of a GenBank genome assembly. Lineage: Eukaryota; Viridiplantae; Streptophyta; Magnoliopsida; Brassicales; Brassicaceae.
AACGUCUUUGCAACUUAAAUAUCUUCUUAAUUCAAACCACCACAAGAGAGAGAUAGAAAAAGAAUAUAGAAAGAAAAUGUGUAAAGGUGUGAACGAAGAAGAGCACAGAAGCGUCCACGGAGGUUGCCGGAGUAUCUGCACGAGACCGAGUGUUCCGGUUAGGUGUGAACUUUGUGGCGGUGACGCUUCCGUGUUUUGCGAGGCUGACUCAGCUUUUCUCUGUAGAAAAUGCGACCGGUGGGUUCACGGAGCUAAUUUUCUUGCUUGGAGACACGUGAGACGCGUGCUAUGCACUGCAUGUUAUAAAAUCACGCGCCGAUGCCUCGUCGGAGAUAACUAUCACGUUAUUUUACCGCCGGCGACAGCAGGAGAAGCCACUGUGGAGGAUAUAACUAUACGGAGUGAACAAGAUCGUUGUAAUAACGAGGUUCCGUUUGUGUUUCUCUGAUCUAGUCUUCUUUGGUGUAAGAUAUUAAUUCCUAGUUAGCAAAAGAAAAUAUAUUAAUUCCAAGGAUUUU